Messenger RNA from Aphidius gifuensis, 1722 nucleotides. RefSeq lists its product as uncharacterized. The record is from RefSeq and is a predicted model, not a curated record. The transcript is spliced from 2 exons. The coding region runs from base 104 to 1129 and encodes 341 amino acids. NCBI's taxonomy places the organism in Eukaryota, Metazoa, Arthropoda, Insecta, Hymenoptera, Braconidae.
UCUUUUAGAAGCUGAUAUAAAAGAAGCUGUCUCAGAGCUUAUUUUAUAGUUGAGUUUCUUUCGAUUAAUUCAAUUGAAUAAGAUAUCGUCCAAUAUUUUUAUCAUGAUUUUUUGGGAGAUAGCAUUUUUAACCACUGUCUUAGCAGCCAGUCUAGCAAAACCGCCACCCAGUCAAUCAGUUCAAGAUACUACACCGCCACCUGAUGCUAUAUUUACUGAUGAUUACUUCCAACAAGAAGCGACUGAGCGAGAUGUUAAAUCAGACGAAGAACAAAACCUUGACAAUUGUGAAAAAGUUUAUAAAAAUUCAAUGGUUUGUUUGAUAUGCAAAGAUCCAGAAACAACAGCUAAAUCUGAACAGUGUUCGUACGUAUCUCAUCCAAGUGAAAAAUUUAAUUCAAAAAAAAAACCAGCACUUGUUAAGAAGAAAGAGAGCUUUCAAGCGAAACCGAGAAUUGCCAGAGAUCAGAGUGGAGAAAGUGGUGAGGAAACAUCGUAUCCAUCAGAGUCAACUUAUUCUGACAGUGGUUAUAAUGGUGGAGGUGAUGAAGUUUUACACAAUUACGACAGUUUUUCAGAUAGUUAUGAUACUCCAAGUAGUUAUGAUGCUUCAUCGGGUAAUUAUGACAGUUUUUCAAACUUUUAUAAUCCCUCGGCAUCAGCUGAGUACACAUCUGAGUCUGAAAGAAUAUCACAAAAAGCAACAAAAGAUCAUUGCAAUGAAAUACAAAAAGACGACAUGAUAUGCACGAUAUGCAAGGAUCCAAAAACAGGUGAUGAUUAUGAAAAAUGUUCUUAUGCAUUUGUACCAAGUGAUAAAAAUUACAAAUACAGUAAAUCAAAUAGUUUUGGUUAUCCUGAUAAUAAUAAAUAUCGAAAACGUAAAACUAAAAAAGUACCAUCAAUUUAUGAAAGAUCUGAUAAUGCACAGGAAAUAGUUGAAAUUGAAGAAAUGAAAACAGCUGAAGAUAAUAAUGAUGGAUGUCAUGAAGAAAUUAGAGAUUCAACGACUUGUCGUGUUUGUAAGGAUCCACAAACUGGAGCUGAUUCAGAAAAUUGUAGUUACUCAUAUAAACCAGAUGAAAAAGUUUAUGCCUAUACGGCAUCUAAAUCAUUUGGUUCACCUUAAAAUAAUAAGUCAGGUGAUGAAUCUGAAUAAUAUUGAAAAAAAAAAAUUUAUUAUAAAAUUUAAAUAUUUGAUGUUUGAAAAUAAAAGAAUACUGAGAUAAUGUUGCAUGUUUUUAAGAAUUUUCAAAUGAUUUAAUAAAUAAUAUUUGUUGUUUUUUACUACACAAGAUAGCGACCCCGCGCCUCCAGCGCGUGGUUGUAUAUCCCAGGUAGGAGUAAACGAUUGUGCCAGGCCUGGCACAAGCUUGUGCACAAGGCUCACAUGCUUGUGUCUAGCUUGUGCUACAAGCUUGUGCCAAGGUUGUUAAGUGAUUGGAAAUGUGCCUAUGUUACAAGCUUGAUGACAAGCCUUGUGCCAAGGCUCGUGUCCCAGCCUCGUGUCAAGACUCGUAUUCCAGCAUUGUGCCAAGGCUUGUGCCUCGGGCUUGACUCAAGCUUCCAAAAAUAAUUUUAAAAAAAAUAUAAAUAAAUUAUUAUGGUUAAUCUAUUAUUAUUGUUAAUUUAAUAAUUCCGACAUUGUUAUUUUUUAAUUCAAACAAUUCUAUUAAACGAUAAUAAUUAAACGAAAAACUAGGGACGCGACGCGGGAUCGAU